UUUUUGCUAGCUGCCAUUUUAUUGAUUUUUUCGGUCGCCUUACGUACCCAUGGAGACUUUGUUGGCGCAUUCGUUCGACUACCUAUCUUCGUACGAACCAAGCAAAGUUCGCAAAGGGUUGCGCCAGGUUGAAGGUCUUCUCGCGCAAAUCUGUUUAUCUAAGUCGAAACAGCCGGCGUCUGAUAAACGGAGGUCAUUACUAUCCUUUGGAGCUCCACAACCUGUUCCCAAGGCUCUGUCCGAACUAAAAGAUGACCCCGCAUUUAGAGAAUUUUUCAAGCUUCAAGAAGGGUUCCAAUGGAAUGUUGCAAUGCGCUUGGUAACCUGCCUUGAGCACCUACUUGGUCGAGGAAGCAAUGGCACAAAUGACCUUCUUAUACUCUCGACACUUGACUUAAUACAAGGCGCGCUUCUGCUCCACCCGCCAUCGCGAACACUGUUCGCGCGCGAAAUUUAUAUGAACAUACUGUUGGAUCUUCUGGACCCGAUCAACUGCCCCGCGAUUCAGUCUGCUACCCUGCUCACUCUUGUAACGGCUCUUUUGGACCAUCCCGCCAACACGCGCACGUUUGAGGAGCUCGACGGACUGCUCACAGUGACAUCACUCUUCAAGCAGCGCGCAACAUCUCGUGAAGUUAAACUCAAACUCGUCGAGUUCCUCUACUUCUAUCUGAUGCCGGAAACACCGAUGAUCCCUGCGGGAGCAGGCGUCAGCGCGGUGAAUGCAGCGGCUGUCGGACUGCAGCGCAGUCCAACCAAGUUAGGGGGGGCAAGGCCAAGGAGUGCCAAUGGACCAGGAGCUCACCAUAGCGGAAGGGGAAAUAGAGAUACGCGCACGACGGAUGAGAAGCAAGCACUGCUCGGAAGGUAUCUCAACAAUGUGGAGGAUCUAGUUGAAGAUCUAAAAGAAACCGCGCCUUUUGGAGCAACAGUUUACUAGCAUGAGCGGCGUCCUGAACUUCUCUUUUAUUAUUCCCUCCUUCCUUUCUUUGGCUUUUCCCUUUCCUCUUCUUUCCUUUUCAUUGAGCAAUGGAGCGUGCAUGGAAUGGUAUUGUUGGCUGGUCUCUCUGUGUUUUGCAUGAUUCCUCGCGCUGAAUUAUCCUUUCCUUCUUUUCUUCUUCUCCCUCUUUCCUUCUUCUCCCUCUUUCCUUCUCUCCUUCCAUUCUAUCUCCAACCCCCUUCCUGUCUUUAUGACCCUCUCUCUGACUUACCAUUCUCUCCCCGUCUGGCACGGCGUCUGGAUCGAGAAUGUGGAUGAAUUCUCUUUUUCCUGCUUUUUCUGUCAUGUCAUCCUUUCCUUUCUUUUUCUCUACGACUUAUGGGUCAUUUUGAUGCAUCAUGUAUCAUGUUUUGGGCGGACUUUAAGAGCAAUGACUACUUUUGAAUGAUCAUAUCAAGCUGAAAAUAGGAUAUCGCCAUAAUCACUGGAAUUCCAUGCCACA
Aspergillus caelatus is the source of this 1442-nucleotide messenger RNA. RefSeq names its product cell division control protein 14. Lineage: Eukaryota; Fungi; Ascomycota; Eurotiomycetes; Eurotiales; Aspergillaceae. The record is from RefSeq and is a predicted model, not a curated record. The transcript is spliced from 2 exons. Bases 50 to 940 code for a protein of 296 amino acids.